GUGUGUCUCACGCUUGACGCCGUCUGUGUAGCUGCUCUCUUUGCAAAGGAAUGUCGCUGCGGCUGCUAUAUCUCAGCUGGGAUGGAGGACUGACAGAUGUUUUGAGCAAAAGAUGUCGGGACAGCGAUGUGGUAUCUUAUUGAAUAACCAUGAUGCUCAAAUCACCAAAGUAGUCACAUCCACCUCUGACUGGCGAUCAGGAACAUCCAGUCAGAUUUAAGAAACCCGACUGACUUCAGUCAAUAUCUAGCCAUUUUGCAUCGUGUUUGCUUCUGAGCAUGGAUCUGUAACUUCCUCAGCCCUGCUGCACAGUUCCUUCUCUCGCUGUGUGACCAAUUGUCAGGGGACUUCCACCGUACCAUUGCGUGAUUCUGUACCAGCCUGUGAAAGAGCGUCAAGAUGUUUUCAGCGUUUAAGAAGUUGGUCGGAUCCGAGCCGGGGCAGCUCCGGGACAAGAACAUUCCGGCUGGCCUGCAGUCCAUGAACCAAAGUUUGCAGAGACGCUUUGCCAAAGGGGUCCAGUAUAACAUGAAAAUAGUCAUCCGGGGAGAUAGAAACACUGGAAAGAGCACUCUGUGGCAUCGACUGCAGGGCAAGAAGUUUGUGGAGGAGUACCUGCCCACUCAGGAGAUCCAAGCCACGAGUAUCCAUUGGAAUUACAAAACUACUGAUGAUGUGGUCAAGGUAGAGGUGUGGGACGUGGUAGACAAAGGCCAAAAAUACCCUCUUCCUGAAGGUGUAGGCAAAGGCAAAAAGCGUGGAGAGAACUUGAAACUGGAGAAUGAGCCCCAGGAGUCAGAUGAGGUGGCCCUGGAUGCAGAGUUCCUGGAUGUGUACAAGAACUGCAAUGGAAUCAUCAUGAUGUUUGACAUCACCAAGCAGUGGACUUUUAACUACAUCCUGAGGGAGCUGCCCAAAGUACCCACCCACGUGCCGGUGUGUGUGUUGGGAAACCACCGGGACAUGGGCGAGCAUCGUGUCAUCCUCCCUGAUGACAUCAGAGACCUGAUCGCUGGACUCAACAGGCCGAUGGGAGCAUCUUACAUCCAUUAUGCCGAGUCCUCCAUGAAGAAUGGCUUUGGUCUGAAAUAUCUGCACAGGUUCUUCAACAUCCCCUUCCUGCAGCUACAGAGGGAGACCCUCCUGAGGCAGCUGGAGACCAACCAGCUGGACAUGGAUGCCACUCUGGAGGAGCUGUGUGUCCAGCAGGAGACUGAAGAUCAGAACUAUGAGAUUUUCCUGGAGAACUUGGAGUCUCGCAGUAAAGGCUUUGGCUCUCCCGGUCCAGCUAACGGUCAGAGUCCCUCCUCCGGCUCCCAGUCCCCCAUCGUCCCCCCCAGCGGAGCCUCGACAGGCAGCUCCAGCCCCAGCACUCCUCAACCCCCCCUACCCCCCCAGGUGCUCCCCCAGUCACCAGCUGUGUCCGCCUCCCUCCCUCCACCUCCGUCCCCGGCUUCUCCUGCUGUUGAGUCAAAGCCUCCGGCCGUCGCUCCCGAUGACCUUCAGGCCCCGGCUGCGCCCGGAGCUUCGGGCCCCCAGAAACGUGGCUUCAUGUCCCGCUGGUUUGGUUCCACUGCUGCUGAGGCUCCUGCCACAGACGAGCCUCCUGCUCCGGUGUGUCCCGGUAAGGUUCACAGUGUGGAUGAUUUCGUGCCGGAUGAGAGACUGGAUAAAAGCUUCCUGGAGGACAGCCUGCCCUUCAAAACCAAGGCCCCCCCGCCCGCUACAGCUGUGGACAGCGACAGUGAUGGUGAAGGCAGAGGGAACCCCAUGGUGUCUGCUUUCCUGGAUGAGUUGGACCCUGACGACACUGAGCCCAGCCUCCCCCAGCCUAAGAGCCUGCCCCUCAGGAAAGACGUCGCUCUGACCAGCGACGAGGAACCCCCCCCCGUCACACAGGACCAAGACUUGGACAGUGAGCCUGAGCUCAAAGCGCCUGUGAUCCACAUCCCUAAACUCAAGGUGGCAUCCAAAGCUCCAGAGGCCAUCUCCCUCACUCUCACUCCGGCAGCAGAGCAGUUGCCACGGCAGCAGGCCAAGAAGAAAGGCAGCUCCCCCCGAGCCGAAGACUCCGAUACGGACCCAGAGGCUCCUGCAGCCCAUCAGAUGCUGUCCUUCAUCAUGGACGACCCCGACUUUGAGUCUGAAGCGUCAGAUACCCCCAAAGUAACCACGGACAUAUUUCCAGUCCGAGAUGAGCUUCUGUCCGACCUGUCUGACGACGACCUGCAGGUAUCCAAGGCGACAGAGCCUCUGAAGCCCACACCGAUCUCCUUCAAACAUAAGGACGACACCGACCUGUUUGGCCUCGGCUUCCAGGAAGAGGCUCCUGCAGCCAAGGAGAGCAGCGAGGAGCAGGAAGAAAAAGAAAGUAAACACUCCUCCAAAGACAAGAAGAAAAAGAAGAAGAAAAUCAAAGAGGAGGACGAGAAAAACAAGAAGAAACACAAACACAAGAAAAAAGAAAAGGACGAAGGUGCAGCGGGAGACGAGAAAGAGAAAAAGAAAAAGCCAUCCCGGAGCAAGAAAACCGAGGUGGACGAUCUGGAGGACUUUCUGGGCGGAGGAGCAGCGUCCGUCAAAAGAGAUGACGGAGAUUACGAGGAACUAUAGAAGUUCAGGGAGGAACAGCGGCGAGGCGAGGGUCCUUUGAAAACCUUCUUGUUCCUUGACUUAAGAGCAUAAAGCAUCUCCAAGCCAUACGUAACCCACACGGCUGCCGGUAACACCCAGGUAACACGAGCGAGGAGCGCUUCUCCGGAGCGUUACUUCUGAUCGAUCCCCCCCCCCCCAUCUGCACUACUGCUGUCACUUCCAUUCCAGCCAAUAGGAAAAGGCGAGAAAACCACGUGUACUGUAGUGAGUCCUGGUGAUUGGCUCUUUGUACUUUGAGAUGAUUGAAUAUGUUGGCGUCUGUAAAUACGGUUAUCAUUUGGAAUUUGUUUUGGUCGCUGUGGUAAUGGAGAGCAUGCUUAAAGUGACGGGGUCUCCUUCACACUCCUGCUUUCUUUCCUACGUGUUGGCUUCAGUGGCACGCUUAGAGUUUAUAUUUAGAGACACAAGACUGAGUGAGUGGAUUUCGAUUUUUUAAGAAAAGACUUCCCAGGCUUCACUAUCGGAGCACGUUCACACUAAGUGUUUUGUUUGGGGCUAUUUUUAAAUGGUUUGUCAGGGUGGAUCUAACAUUCCCCUAAUCUCCUAAUGAUUGUUCACUGUGUUUACACCUUAAUGGGACAGUGAGUCUGACCCGUGUACUGUAGUCUGCCAUGUCUCUUCUCCAAGUCACAGCAAUAAUGUAAGACUCUUAAAAGACAUUUGUUAUCAACUGAUCCCAGAUCCCAGCUCUGUUUGUUGAUGAUCAGAACAAUAGCAUUUUUAUUUAUUUUAUACAUAGUAUAAAUUACAUGAGGAAAUACAUUGACAAUAACAGUUCUUGUACCCUAGAUACAAUUGUAACAUCAUUGUUUAUAAUCAUUUCUAUACCACAUAAACACGAGCAUUUCAAAUACUGUAUCUCUCUUAACAUCGAUGAACUGACCAUACAAUAACUGUAAUAUUAGCUAAAAAAUAACGUAAAUAAAAUGUAAUUAUAAUCAAAUAAAACAAUAAAUACAGUGAAAUGAAUAAAUAAAAAGGUGCGACACAAGCUCUGGUGUCGCAAAAUGCGCUUUUUUAAGAAUAAACCUGCUUAGUGUGGACGUAAUCUUGAUGUGAACCCCCCCAUGUCUUCGCUGGUGAUUUUAUGAUUUCAUCCACUGCUACCCUUUCAAAACAAACACACACACUCCUCGUGUUUUCUGCAGUUGCCUUAAAGGAGGUCACUACAAGGGAAUGAUGUGCCGCUAUCCUCAUGAUCCAUUUCAAGUGUUCUUACUGUAAAAGUGUUGGAAUGUUCUAUUGGUCAAAUGGAACGGACGUCCUCUCUGAAACCCUGUAUGGAGAUUGCAGUGAAUCAGUGCAUUGGUUUGUUUUGGUUUGAUGCUCCAUCUUUCUAAAGGAACAUUAUGGUAAUGUGUUAAUAUUUUCUCUGUAAGUAACAUUUCCUCGUGCUUUUAUCCUUGUGUUAUUUAUUGCCUCCAUUAUGUUUUAUUGUCAGGAUUUACACUGUGCUGAAAUACUUGCAGCUUUUAACAGAUUGCCGUUCAUAUUUCACACCUGUAAUACAGCCUCGAAAUGGUACGUGGUGAUAAGAACUACAGACCGUACAGUACGGUUUCUUCCAUAAAUCCCUAAAAUGUUUCAAAUAAGUGAAGCAUUCUUGCAUCUAAGAGGAAUAAUGUGUAUUUUUCACUGACAGAUUUCAUACGGUUUCCAUCUCCUGUGCAUAUGCUUACAAAGACGUGAUGUUUGAGACUCCAAAGUUGAAACUAUGCAGCAUUGAUCCUGAAUACUGUGCUUUUUUUUGUCUUUUGUCAUGUGAUUGAGGAUAAAUGCUGAAAGCACAGUUUCAAGCAUGAGACUUCAGUGUACAGCAAGAAAAGAAUGUUUAAAAUAUAGAAAUAAAUGCGUAUAUGUGAGGAGCUUUGUUCCAAAAAUGAUACAUACACUGUGUGGAAAUAAUGCCGCUGACAUCCUAAAGAAAUAUUCUGCUUUCCAAACUAAUAACAUUUCUGAGUGGGUGUACACUUUGGAAAUGUUUCCUCAAGGUAUUUUUUCCAAAUGGAUGUAUGACAUUUUGGAAUGAAAGCCUUCAUUUAUUUUUCACCCCCAAUGACAUGUUCCAUAUUUACACUGUGUGAGUGUGGUUUGUCCAAUAAAUGCAAGCUUAUUUCUUCAUAAAGAACAAAUCUUGUGUCUUUUAAACAAAUAAAGACGUCUGUGGAUGAU
This is a messenger RNA of Trematomus bernacchii (emerald rockcod), 4827 nucleotides long. RefSeq names its product rab-like protein 6. Gene Ontology annotation, molecular function: GTP binding. NCBI's taxonomy places the organism in Eukaryota, Metazoa, Chordata, Actinopteri, Perciformes, Nototheniidae. The record is from RefSeq and is a predicted model, not a curated record. Gene Ontology annotation, cellular component: nucleus; cytosol.